GGUGUCCAUAUCUUUGGCCUGUGUGUGACAGCACUGAUAACAGACAUUCUUCAGCUAUCCACUGGCCAGCAUACUCCCUAUUGGCUGGAUGUAUGCAAACCUAACCUGACCCACCUUAACAUGUCCACCUGCGAUGAAGCGUUUAUCCUAGAGGAUAUCUGCUCUGGACAGGACAUAGGACUCAUCAAUGCUGGCAGGAAAUCUUUCCCCUCCCAGCAUGCUACGCUGGCUGCCUUUGCUGCUGUCUACAUCUCAGGUGUGUAUGCCGUGGGGAAUUUCCAGCCUAGUGAAGAUUGCUCCGGGAGUACACAACCUGCCCCCAUACUGAGAGAGCCACCCCUCUCCUCCUUGCCCAAUGUCAGCCAGUCAGCAAUUGGCAACAGCCACCAAGGCCACCACACACUGGGUCCCAGCCAACCAGAACCUAUUAUUACAAGGACUUCUUCCCACCCCUUAGUCCCAGAGCAAACAGGACCCAUGCUAACGCGUAGCGCCUCCUGUCGAGAGCCGUCUAUGACCAAUAUGAAGAGAGCCAGUGCUGAAGUGGAGGUGAUAAGUCCGUCCAGUCCGUUAGGCAACCGUGACAACAUGAUGACCUUCAGCAGCAGCACACUGCCAAGAUCCCACGGAGGUUCCUCGCUGGAGGAAGGUCGUAUUCCACGGCGUCACGCUUCCAUCCACGCCUCGAUGGACUCAACCCGGUCCAAACAGCUGCUCAGCCAAUGGAAGAACAAGAACGACAACAGGAAGCUGUCUCUGCAGGUGAUAGACGGUAUCAGGCCAGCCUCCUCUUCGUCUCCUCAGAGGAACAUGGAGCUGCGCUGCUCCUCUGAGCCGUCUGCCAUGGGUCUGGAGGUGGAGCUCCGCGGUGGGACCCACCUGCCUAUAGCCACAGGCCAGGAAGCUGAGCUGCGUGCUGGGGCGCACAUCCCAGUUCAGUACAUGAAACUAGCAGCUAGCUCUGUUCCUAUGGCCAAUCAUAAUCAUCUGUCCCAUAAUGGGAGCACUGCAGUGACUGGUGGGGCCAGAGUAUCUAUCCAGUCCCGACCUGGAUCCUCUCAGCUAGUUCAUAUCCCAGAGGAGGAAAAUCCCACCAGCAAGGAUCAGGAGAGUGAAUCCGAGGACAGCAUCAUGGACGGGGGUGGGUCAGUGAGAGAAAAGUGGCUGAGAGUGACGGAGAAGACCACCAUCCCUUGCAGGCCUCUCAGUGCUGGAGGACAGCCACGUCUCAUGCAGGUUUGUAACUUCUUUGACUUCUUUCUUUAAACGUCAGAACCAGGACAGUGGCGUGUAGCAGGGUAGAGCUGCAUUAGUCCAGGCAGGAGAUCACAAGCACCACAGACGCCUUCCUACAGGAAUCUACAGGGACUCAUUUGAACAGCAGUAUGGUUGCUGUUGACUGACAGCUCUUAAUGCCAUCCUUUACUUGUAAUAUACGUUUGUCCACGCUUCAGUUGAUGUUACCUGGCAGGAUACAGUGUGUGCUUCCUCCUCAGACCACAAGGGGAACGUUUGUCUGUUACAGUCUUCCAAACCAUCAACGUGUCUUUUAGACCCCAUUCCUACA
Molecule: messenger RNA, 1567 nt
Organism: Pundamilia nyererei
Lineage: Eukaryota; Metazoa; Chordata; Actinopteri; Cichliformes; Cichlidae
Product: lipid phosphate phosphatase-related protein type 4-like
Exons: 5
Coding region: 121-1266 (381 amino acids)
Source: RefSeq, a predicted model, not a curated record